AUGUGCCCAUCCGCCUUUUUCUUGAUGGUCGUCGCCCUUUGGGCCCGAUGGACCACUGGGGCAUACGAUGAGAAGCUAUGCAACGAGGGAACUUACGAUAGCCCAGAUACUGGCUUCACAUAUGUACCGAACUCAUGGAAUGCAGAGGGUAACGGGUUUGCAUGCAUCGCGGUCCGGGACUCCCCGCCGUCCUUUGAUGCGACCUGGAGGUGGUCAUCGGAGCCAGGGACUGUCCAUUCCUACCCCCACGUGAAACUUACCCAUCCCGCGCUGCCGGUACCCCUGGCCAGAGUCUCGGCGUUCGUUCUCUCGGCGCAGUGGGCUAUGGCCCCCGGAUCAACGCCACACUCUGUGCCUGGUUUCGACUGGUCCGGCUUGGCAGACCAGGACGUGUCGGCUAAUGCCGCCUUCGACCUCUUUGCCGAUCGUGAUCCCGAUAUCUCUCAGGAAGAGACAAGGGCGGAGACCGAAAUCAUGGUUUGGCUCGCCAAAGUUGGGAACGCGCAACCGCUUGGUUACAACGGGUCUGAGUCCUAUCACGCUAGGCUGAGAAUAGGCGACAUGGACUUCUUGUUGUACUAUGGGACCAACCAGAGGGGUACCUCGGUUUUCACCUGGGCAGCAACAUCCCGCCAGACCAGCUUUGCUGCUGACAUCUCGCCUUUGCUGGAGUACCUUUGGCGCAACGACCUGGUAUCCUCCGAGUCCCACGUUGGUCUGGUUGGGUUCGGGACGGAAGGUAGCCACGCCGACAAGAACAUCACAUUUUCCUCGACCAAGUAUGAGGUGGAAGUCUCCCUCGGACCUGCCCCAGGCAGCAGUGCGACUCCUCGUCCGAGUCAAGCUUCUCCAAACCUUAAUCCGACCGCCACCCCGUCCGGCGCGAGACGCCUCGUGCUCAACGAAAAAGUAGACCUUCCUCAAAGCUCGGAUGAGGGCCUCGAGCGAAGUGCUCCAGCAGUCCCGGCUGUCAAGGUUGAAGCUCAGGGAGAUGAUGCGUUACCGGAAGACGCAGGAGCAGCAACAGCAACAGCAACACCAGAAAAGAAGAGUCGCAAUCCCUUCAAGCGUGGCUACCGUGCCUUCCGCAGAACGUACUGCCCCACAGAAGAACCCGGCCUUGUGCUUCCGACCGGCCCCACGGACGACGAGAAGCUCAAGUAUGUCUCGACAAACCGCAUACCGCUCUAUGUCUUCGGCGUCUUCUCCUUUCUCACACUAUCGGCGGGUAUGUGGCUUUUCGCGGUCAGCUCGCCCAUCUUCUCAUGGUACGGCGUCUUUGUCGGCUUUCUCAACAUCUACCUGAUCAUAUCUUACUUCGUCGGCGUCAUCGGUCGUGACUGGGACUACCAAGCCCAUCAAACCCGCGUCGAAGAAUUCCCCAUCACAGAGGAGACUGCGCCGACGAUCGACGUCUACCUUCCCUGUUGCUCCGAGCCGCUGGAAAUCCUUGAGAACACCUACAGGCACAUCGUCAAGCUUGACUGGCCCACCACCAAGCUCCGCGUCUACGUGCUCGACGACGGAGACCAACCCGCCGUACGUCAACUCGCGGGCGAGUACGGGUUCAAUUACAUCGUCCGUGAGGACCGGCCACGCUUGCGCAAGGCCGGCAACCUCCGCUGGGCCUUCAGCCGCACCACCGGUGAUUACUUCACCAUUUUCGAUGCCGACUUUUGCCCGCGGCCUGAUUUCCUGCGGGAGCUGGUCGUCGAGCACAUGGCGGAUGACAAGAUCGCGAUUGUGCAGAGCCCGCAGUAUUUUCGGGUCACGGACGACCAGACGUGGGUUGAGCAGGGCGCUGGGGCCACGCAGGAGUUAUUUUACCGUGUUGUUCAGGUCAACCGGGAUAAGUGGGGGGCUUCGAUCUGUGUGGGAAGCAAUGCGGUGUAUCGACGGGCGGCGCUGGAGGAGGUGGGUGGGACGGCGGAGAUUGGGUUUUCGGAGGAUGUUCAUACCGGGUUUGGUGCUGUUGACCGUGGUUGGAAGGUCAAGUAUGUUCCGUUGUGUCUGGCGACGGGAAUCUGCCCAAACACUCCACGCUCGUUCUUCUCGCAGCAGAUGCGCUGGGCCCGCGGCAGCACGACACUACUCACCACCAGGCACUUUUGGGUUUCAAAUCUGACGUUCAUGCAAAAGGUUUGCUAUUUAUGCGGUUUGCUCUAUUACUCGGCCGUCUCGCUAGGCCUCUUCAUCUCGCCCAUCCCAGGCACCCUUCUUCUGUUCAUCCGACCAGAAUGGUUCAAAUACUACAACCUCGCCUUCGCCAUCCCCUCCAUCAUCUACGGCUCUCUACUCUUCCGCUUCUGGGCCAAGGCCAAAUACGGCUUCAACGUGCAGCACGUCAUGGUCGUGCAGUCGUAUGCCUAUCUGACCGCCAUCAAGGACCGGUUGUUCGGCAUUGAGCUGCUGUGGGCUGCGUCCGGCGACAAGAAGGCCCACAAGAGCAACAAGUACCGCAACAUGCGGAUUUUGUGCUGGCUGUGGACGAUUAUUUCCGUGGGGGGUGUCAUUGCGGCGGUUACGUACCGGUUGCUGACGGGUUUUCCCUGGUAUCAUACUAUUCCGUUGUUGGUGCUCAACGCUUACAAUGUGUACAUUGCACACUACUUUUUACUUUGUUCGUGGAGGUGGUAG
Messenger RNA from Dichotomopilus funicola, 2637 nucleotides. RefSeq lists its product as uncharacterized. The coding region runs from base 1 to 2637 and encodes 878 amino acids. The record is from RefSeq and is a predicted model, not a curated record. Lineage: Eukaryota; Fungi; Ascomycota; Sordariomycetes; Sordariales; Chaetomiaceae. Gene Ontology annotation, molecular function: cellulase activity. Gene Ontology annotation, biological process: polysaccharide catabolic process. The transcript is spliced from 7 exons.